This is a messenger RNA of Plodia interpunctella (Indianmeal moth), 1938 nucleotides long. RefSeq names its product probable serine/threonine-protein kinase clkA. The record is from RefSeq and is a predicted model, not a curated record. Lineage: Eukaryota; Metazoa; Arthropoda; Insecta; Lepidoptera; Pyralidae. Bases 109 to 1680 code for a protein of 523 amino acids. The transcript is spliced from 2 exons.
AACUCUUAAUUAAGUCAAUGUGAAUGCUUUACUUAACGAUAUCAGUUAAUUAUUGCACCUCAAUGCCAUUAUUACAAAUCAGUCAGUGUGUGGAAAUUAACGUAGGCUAUGGAUUACGUGCACCUAAUUUUACUAGUAUUUAUCGAAACCAUAAACAUAUCUCAUCAAUUAAAUGACAACUCUGAAGGUAUUAGUGAAUUAUUAGAUAAAUUAAUUACAGAAACACAUAAUCGUAAUUUUAGUAACAAUGUUACGGAUAUAUUUGGAGAAUUUGAUAAAGAAUUCCGAAAUAAGUCAUUCAAAAAUGUAAAUGAUUCUGAUAUUGUAUAUCUCAAAACGCCAUUGAAUCCGAAUGAUGUUGAAUCAGAUAAAAAUGACAAAAUGGAAAGUUUAGAAAAUACAAGAAGAAAUUUCAAUUAUAAUAAUAAUUACGAUGAUAUCACAGAAACUGUAAUUGAAGAACAUUCAUCCCGAUCUGAAAAUGUUGGUGAUUUGAUAUUAGAAAAGGAAGUAACAAUAGAUGUUGAUAUUGGAACACCGUCGAAUGAUACGAAUUCACCACUUCCUGUUUUUGAUCCACUGGCAAGGCGAGAUCUCCAUGAUGAACCAGUUAAUUUAAUUUCGAAUCGAAUAUUUAAAUACACACCUAGACUUGGUUUCGGAGAUGAAAAUAGAAAAAAAUCAACAGAAAGUAAUAUAAAGACAUUAGACUCGGAUUUGGAUGAGAUUUUAUACAAUUUUAACAUUUCUAAGGGGUGGAAUACCAAUGAAAAUAGAAGUGAAUUAGAGUUAAAGAAGUUACUUGAUCAACUUCAAAAUCAAUUAAAUGAGACUGAACGAGAACCAAACAUAAAUAAAAAUAAUUUAAAGACAGAUUUAACUAUUUUAGACAGUGAUAAUCAAGAAGUUAUAAAUGAAAUCCCAAUAGCUAAUGAUUAUUCAAAAACAGGUGACACAUCUGAUGAUGCAUCUCUAUAUGAAUAUAAGCAGCCUCAUUCUAAUGCUCAAUAUGGUCUACCUCUUAAUAAUCAAUAUGCCUUCUCUUCUCUAAGUCAUCAAUAUAAUCGCCCUUCUUCUCUCCAAUUAACUCAUAACCCUCUAGAUCACCAAUAUAAUAAACCUCUUCCUAAAAUUCAACACAAUCCUACUGCUAAUAAUAAAUAUACUUACCCCUCAUCUAAUCAUCAAAAUCAAUACUUUACUCCUCAAAUUCACGAUAGUAAACCUCAUAAAACAAAUGAGACAGAGCCUAGCAAAGACGAUAAAAAUAUUGGAGAAAUAGUUGAUGUUAAUAAUAUGAAUGAACGAUUAAAACAUCAAAAUCCAAGUUCAAAUAUGCCUCAAUUAUCAGGAAAUACAUCUUUGCCCAUAACAGCUGCACAUCAAGCGAUACCAUUACCACUAAUCAACGUGAUUCACCACAACCUCAGAUAUCCAGGAAUACGUUACCAUCGGCCAUUGCGACAGUCACUGUUUCCCACUAAUUUUAAUCCAUACUACGCCAUUACUCAGAAAAAGAAAUGCUGUUCUCAUGCCGUGUGCGCGCCUUGUGCUAAUUUAAAUCCAUUAAUUAGUAUAUUACCGGCAGAAAGACUGCGUUUGAUUGCUUUGACAAAUAAAUUAACCACAGGUUUUGUGUAUAAUCCUAUUAAUCCUUUAUAUUACAGAAGAUACAUUUAAUAAAUUUGUUUCUCCAAAAAUGUUAGUAGUUAUUCUAUUUUGUCUACUAUACUAUAUGAAUUUUUGUAUACAAUGACACUUUUUACGAAGUAACAAAUUCGUCUCUAUUUUAAAAGGCAAAAAUUAGACCCAAAUAAUUUUGGGUCUAAUUUUAUACGACCAAAUAAUUUUGGGUCUAAUUUUAUAUGAAAAGAAAAUUUUAAUUUCUUCUCAAAUACAAAAUAACUAUUAAUAAAUACAUUAUAUUUAUUAUACCUA